ACUCGCCAGUCCGUGAUGCGCAUGCGCGGCGGCUAGGUAACGAAUUUGUUUGGCCGAUGGGUAUAUAGGUGAGGUAGUGUACCCCACGAGCACACUCCACCUCGUCGAAGUUCUCCUACUCUCAAGAUGAAGUUCACCGCCCUCAUCCCCGCCCUCCUUUCUGCCUCCUCCGCCUUCGCACUCGUCCACCCGCGCGCCACCUCCAACACCACCAUCGCCACCUUCCUCUCCGACUCCGUCAACGCCUUCUUCCCCGCACCCGGCAACGACGGCUGGGAAACCGCCUUCGACGCCGCCUUCGCCCCCAACCUCACCGCGACCUUCAACGACGGCAGCUACGACUUCGCGGGCUUCAGAGCGUACUUCGCUGCGGUGAAGGCGAAUUUAGAAAGCAAGUACUCGACGUUCGACCACUCAUUCACGAGCGUCGUGGGCGUGUCGGCGACGGGUGGAAACACGGGCGGGUAUGGGAUCGUGACGGGUGUGGAGGGCGGGGAUGUGAGUGGGACGCAGGUCAAGGGGACGGAUGGUGCUUUUGCGGUCAUUCGGGAGAUCGACGGCGCGCUGAAGAUCACAGAGUGGCACGAGAUCACGAACCUAGGCGCAUGAGUACGACAUCUACAGGGCCGGAAUGGUACAUACUUAUGUGCUGAGUACUAUAUAGUUCACUCACCAAAAAUGAUCAUUGCUGCGAGUAAGCUUGCG
Schizophyllum commune H4-8 is the source of this 705-nucleotide messenger RNA. RefSeq lists its product as uncharacterized. The record is from RefSeq and is a predicted model, not a curated record. NCBI's taxonomy places the organism in Eukaryota, Fungi, Basidiomycota, Agaricomycetes, Agaricales, Schizophyllaceae. Bases 127 to 609 code for a protein of 160 amino acids. The transcript has 3 exons.